Messenger RNA from Pectinophora gossypiella (pink bollworm), 2405 nucleotides. RefSeq names its product proclotting enzyme-like. The record is from RefSeq and is a predicted model, not a curated record. Gene Ontology annotation, molecular function: serine-type endopeptidase activity. NCBI's taxonomy places the organism in Eukaryota, Metazoa, Arthropoda, Insecta, Lepidoptera, Gelechiidae. Gene Ontology annotation, biological process: proteolysis. Bases 81 to 1817 code for a protein of 578 amino acids. The transcript is spliced from 8 exons.
AGUGCCUUACUGUUCUUGGUCUUCUCCUUGUGACGUCACAAAUAAAAUGUCAACUGCCAGCUCACCACCCGGUCGGCUUCAUGCAGACGCCGGGUAACUGGCCCAGUCCUCACGGCCAGCCCAGAAACCCGCCCUGGCAGUUCUCAGCUCCGAGGAAAAGAUCCCCCGAUUCAAUGCAAAUCACUUACUACAAUGCCCCUCAACACAACCAACCGUUCUCCUACAAUCAACCCUUCAUCCACUCAGGAUUGCCGAAUUACCAAUCCAUGCCCCACUACGACAGCAGAUCGUCCUUCGACCUCGUUCAUUCAGAAACAAGAGACAGUCCUAACGAUGGAAGGCUGCUUUCUGACUCAGCCUUCACGAAGAUAUCCGAGACACUCGGAGCCAUAAACACAGUGGGGCACCUCCUCGUGGACAUGGUCAACGAGAACGAAAGAAACGAAUCAGACCCGAACCUGCAGCAACUGCCGCAAGCUCUGUACACAAUCAGCAAAAACGUACUCGGCAGAAACGUCACUGACAAAAUAGCUCCUAUAGUCAAAAAAGCGUUGCCCAAGGUCCUUCCUGAUGCACCAAUCACGAAGAUAGCGACCGGUGGUGACCCAGAAGAUGCCAAGGCUUGCACCACUCCCGAAGGAGAAGAAGGAAUUUGCGAAGACCUGAGCAACUGUCCACAGUUGUUGCUGAAUCUAGUCAACCUAAGAGAGUCUCUUUGCUUCAAAGAUUUGUUUGUGCCUGGAGUGUGCUGUCCGAAGAACGCUAUUGUGCUGUCAACGCCAGCUGAGGAGAAGCCAGUGAUAACGACGACGACUAAGCCGACGUAUUUAGUUCCUGUGACUUCUCAGAAGCCUGUUCAGAAGCCGGCGACGACGAAGAAGCCAUCAGCGAUCUUGGUACUGACUACGAAGCGACCGAAGCCGGCGGUGACGUCGUCCAGGCCUGUGACCACACCACCCACCACCACGUCGCGCCCCACACAAACCUCCACAUUCUUUACCGUCCCUCCACCAAUCAUCGGGAAUUACUCUAACAUCGUUGAUGUGAACGAGUGUGGUCAAAGAGAAGACGAGGGUGGGCGCAUUGUCGGAGGUACGGAAGCGGCGCCCGGCGCGUGGCCGUGGAUGGCUGCCAUCUACCUGCACGGCAGCAAGCGCCGCGAGUUCUGGUGCGGGGGCACGCUGGUCGGCCGCCGGCACGUGCUCACCGCCGCUCACUGCACCAGGGACUCCAAGCAGAGACCGUUCCCAGCCCGUCAGUUCAGCGUCCGUCUUGGCGACGUGGACCUAGCCCGAGACGACGAGCCCUCCCGCCCCGUCACACUGCGGGUGACAGCAGUCCGCGCUCACGACCAGUUCUCACGCGUGGGCUUCUACAAUGACAUCGCUAUUCUGGUUCUCGCUGAGAACGUCCAGAAAUCUAAGUACGUGAUCCCCAUUUGCCUGCCAAGUGGCGAGCUGGCACGGCAGCAGUUUGACGGGGCCGUGGCAACUGUCGUGGGUUGGGGAACAACCAGAUAUGGCGGCGGCGAGAGCUCACGGCAGCUGGAAGCCAAGCUGCCAGUAUGGAGGAACGAAGACUGCGACCGCGCCUACUUCCAGCCCAUCACCGAUACCUUCCUGUGCGCCGGGUACGCACGCGGUGGCGUCGACGCUUGUCAGGGUGACAGUGGAGGACCUCUCAUGCUACAAGCGAACGGGCGCUGGACACAGAUUGGCGUCGUAUCCUUCGGCAACAAAUGUGGGGAGCCCGGAUACCCUGGGGUCUACACCCGCGUCACGCAUUAUCUUACGUGGCUCCAACAAAACAUGGUCUAAAAUAAUCGAAUCGAACUGGCCAGAAAAAUACUUUAAAAAGAACACGAAUUUAUAAAAUAAUCUGCAGAGGCUAUAGAAAAAUGACUUUGAAUAUUUAAUCAAAACUUUUUGCGGAAUAAUAAAUACCGACGCUAACUAGGUAAAUUAAAAACAUAUUUUUUCCUUAGAAACCAGUGAUAUUGCUAUACCAGGCUAUACCAUAAGUUUUCUGUGAAAUGAAGUAGGUAUAAAAGUAAGUCUGAUAUUUACUUAAAAUUAUAUGUCUGAGUUUACAAGGUACCUACUUAUAAAAAUAAGACAAUACAAUUAUUUUAAUAAUUUUGGCAAAACAUAUUUUUUAUCCAAAGAAAAACAGGCCCGUUAUGGUUAACAUAACAAUAAGUUAAGUUAAUAAUUUUCCAGUUACCAAAAUAAAUCGUAUCAAUAAUAAAAAUAGACUUAUCUAAUAAACUAGUAUUAAGAUUGACUGCCAUAAUAUAUUCAUUUUAAAAUUGUAACAAAUUCAUAAUUUGUGGCAUUAAAUGACUUACCUAUUCUAUGGUAUAUAAGCAUGAUAUUAUUUAAUUGCUUAUUUAUUAACUCACGCUC